CCCUGCAAGCAGGUUCAUCAGUUACACAAAAGCCAUUUACUUGGUGACAGCAUGUCUAUUUCUUGCCAAACAACAACCCACCCGCUGGAUUCUCUGACAGUCAAACUACGCAGUAUCAACCAAGAUAAAGUCAUCCUGAUGUAUCCAGACAUCUCUCCAGCAUCAGAGCACCAGAGAUGGUCUGUGAGGAAUGAUGCUGGAAAUGUUACACUUGAUCUGAAAGACUUCAGAUCAUCCGAUGGUGGUCUUUAUGACUGUCAGGUCUACAAGGAUCAGGACUGCCUUCAUACAACUCGAUUUAACCUGAGUAUUAUAAAGUGUAAAAUUUUGAACUCUGUCCAUCCAACCCCAGGCUCUUCAGUGUUGCUGCCAUGCUCUGAACAUCCUCUACAAAACAGAACUGCACCAGUCACUUGGAAAGUUGUUAAUGGUUACCAAUUAACAGAUAUAUACAAGUAUCACGCUCAAAACAAGCCCUCUAGCAGCACAGAGAAACCCCCGGACCCCCUGUACAUGAGAGCGAAACCACUUAACAACGGAUCUUUGCUUAUACUAAAUGCAGUACAAACUGAUGAACUGUGGUAUCGGUGCAGAGUGAAUGAAAAAACCUGCUAUGAGACGAAGCUGGUGAUGAAAGGUACUGAAUUUAUUUGA
Carassius auratus (goldfish) is the source of this 654-nucleotide messenger RNA. RefSeq lists its product as uncharacterized. The record is from RefSeq and is a predicted model, not a curated record. NCBI's taxonomy places the organism in Eukaryota, Metazoa, Chordata, Actinopteri, Cypriniformes, Cyprinidae. The transcript has 3 exons. Bases 52 to 654 code for a protein of 200 amino acids.